Leguminivora glycinivorella is the source of this 1554-nucleotide messenger RNA. RefSeq lists its product as uncharacterized. Gene Ontology annotation, biological process: sleep; regulation of synaptic transmission, cholinergic; positive regulation of voltage-gated potassium channel activity. The coding region runs from base 160 to 639 and encodes 159 amino acids. NCBI's taxonomy places the organism in Eukaryota, Metazoa, Arthropoda, Insecta, Lepidoptera, Tortricidae. The transcript has 5 exons. The record is from RefSeq and is a predicted model, not a curated record.
AUCUUUUUGUGUUUUUAAUAACAUUUUAACUAAUAUUGAUACAUUUAAGUACUUAUCGUGCUUGUGAAAAGUUUGAAACAUGUAUAUAUAAAAUUGUAUAGAGUUAAACCGAGAAAUGUUAUUGAUUGAUUCGUGAUACCAAUCUAAAAUUCAGUGAGAAUGAAGCUGCCGGGGCCUAGCAGCAGCGUGGUGUGCCUCGCCGCGCUCCUGUCUUAUAUAUCAGUCGCUCAAGCCAUCGACUGUUUCAAAUGCGUCUCCAUGAACGGGAAGUUCGCAGCGUGCGAUGACCCCUUCCAUAAUAACCACUCUCUACAAAUGCUAGAGUCACCCUGUAUGGGGGGGAGAAAAGGAAGGGAUGGGCUGUUUCCGGCUACAUCCUGUAUAAAGAUCGCUGGAGUUUUCGACGACACAGGCGAGAGCAUAACGGUCCGGGGCUGCGGUCUCGACUCCGGAACCGUCACCACAGACACUGAAAUCAUCCGCAUGUCCCACUGCGGGCGCUUCUACUACAACGACAGAUACGUGCACGGCUGCCUGCAGAGCUGCAACGACGCUGACGCUUGUAACGGCGCGCCUCGCACACACGUCGGUCUUGCCCCACUAAUAUAUACUAUCAUCUUUCUGUUCUUACAGAGCUAACAUAGGAAAUAAUAUAGCAGGGAGGAAUGUUUCAUUUUAAUUCCAGUACGCAAUACAUAAAUAUCUCUAACAAAGCUUGCGCAUCACGUCGGAAUUGCCUCACUAAUAUACACCAACUGAUUUCUGUUCGUACAGAGCUAAUAUUGACGGGCUGUAAUGGAAGAAUUAUUUAUUUUUAUUUAUAAAUUUACAACGACGCAGUCCUAUCACGUCGGUCUUGUCCCACUAUUAUACACUAUAUUUCUGCCGGUACCAGUGGCGGCUGGUGAAAAUUUCUGCUAGGCAACACCAAAGCAAAAAGAAACCUACCUUAACAUUAGAUACUUUACUAGUACUCAAUUUUAGGCAAGCCGGUGGGAAUCGGCUUGUAUGGACCAGCCGCUGCUGGCCGGUACAGAGCUAAUAGAGACAGGGCAUAGGACCCUUUUCUUUUUAUCUAUAUUUUAUAGUAUUUCAACAACGCAGGCGUAGCCUGUCGGAAUUAACCCACUAUGUUGCUAUUGUUAAAGAGCUAUUAUUGUGGGCUAUUAGACAGGGAAAAAUUGUCUUACUUAAUAUCCAGGAUCACUGCCCGUCUCACGUAUGUCGCUCUUGCCUCGAUAUAUGGUUAAGUUUUUUAAAGAUCGAACGGAAGGGAAGCCGGGUUAAGGGGAGAAGAGUAUUUCUUUAGCAGUAUCUACUGCAAGAAUUAGAAUAGAUAUUGAUGGAAAGAUUGUGCUACACAGAAGCAUUCUUAAGUACCUACAUAUUUACUUAGGUCCGAGACAUUUAUGCCUACAAGUAAUUCAGGCCUAUGUGAAUAAUGGUACAAUUUUUUUCAUCUACAUUAAAACUAUUUGAAUACCAAAUAUGGGCCUCAAGUAUUAGGUGCAAUAUGUAAAUUAAUCAAUUCUUAUUUAGGUUUGACCCUUAUCU